Cadophora gregata is the source of this 2932-nucleotide messenger RNA. It is a transcript of the gene NOP4, whose product is annotated as RNA recognition motif-containing protein. The transcript has a single exon. Gene Ontology annotation, molecular function: RNA binding. NCBI's taxonomy places the organism in Eukaryota, Fungi, Ascomycota, Leotiomycetes, Helotiales, Ploettnerulaceae. Bases 50 to 2494 code for a protein of 814 amino acids. The record is from RefSeq and is a predicted model, not a curated record.
GAGAGCACUCAUAUCCCACCACCAAAUACUUCCCCUGCACCGGAACAGAAUGGGGAAACGUCAACGAAACCAAGAAGAUGGGGACGAGGAUAUCGAAGCUGUACCUAUCACUAGACAAGAUCCCCCAACAAAAAAACCACGCAAAGAAACCAAUGCUUCCGCACAGCGAACUCUGUUUGUGCGGUCUCUGCCCGCAAUUGCAACAAGCGAUGCCUUGACCGAACUGUUCUCCCAAAACUACCCCCUCAAGCACGCAACUGUUGUCCUGGAUCCGGAAACCAAACAAUCGAAAGGUUAUGGAUUUGUUACAUUGGCAGACGCAGAGGAUGCGCAGAGAGCUCUUGACGAGUUCAACGGGCAGACUUUCUUGGGCAGGAAGAUGAAAAUCGAGAUUGCGCAGCCACGUUCAAGAGAGAUGAGCAAGGGAGAAGGAUUAAAGGGCAAGCGGAAGAGUACGAUAUCUGCAGAAGCUGCUGCGAUCAAGAAGGCUCGAUUGGACAAAAUGGCAGAAGACAAGAAACCCCCAAAGUUGAUUAUUCGCAAUCUGCCAUGGAGUGUUAAUACGCCAGAGAAGCUUGCUGCUCUUUUCCAAGGUUUUGGCAAGGUCAAAUUCUCUGUGCUGCCGAAGAACAAGGAUACACAGGCUGGUUUCGGAUUCAUUACAAUGCGGGGCAAGAAGAAUGCUGAGAAGGCCCUGGCUACGAUUAAUGGCACAUUGAUUGAUGGGAGAAUGGUGGCUGUGGAUUGGGCUGUUGACAAGGACGUUUGGGAAACUCAAAAUAAGUCCACUAAGGCGGAAGACACUGAUGAAGAAGAGGGCGGGGUCAAAUUGGCUGAGAAAAAGAAGAAGCCAGCCAAGAAAGCUGCAGAGAAGAAGUCAGCAGAGGAGUCAGAUGGAGAGGAUGACGUCGCAAAUUUCUUCAAGAACUUUGGUGAUCAAUUGGAAUCCGAGGAUGAAGAUGACGAGGAUCCUAAAGAGGACGAUGACGAAGACGCGGAGUCAGACGAGGAGGUAAAGGACGAGGACGAGGUCUGGGAAGAUGAUGCUGAAGAAGAGUCCGAGGAGGAAAUCGAGGAAGAAAAGCCAAAGAAGGUUCUCAUUACAGACAACUCCACCACACUCUUCAUCCGGAACCUCCCCUUCACAACCCACGACAACGACCUGAAAGAGCAUUUCUCCCAAUUUGGCCCUGUCCGCUACGCCCGCGUAGUAAUGGACCGCCAGACCGACCGUCCCAAAGGUGCAGGCUUCGUCUGCUUCUUCAACGUCCAAGACGCCGACUCUUGUUUCCGGGGCGCCCCAAAACACCAACUUACAGGCGCCAACGCCAUCACCAAAGUCUCGCACUCUGUGCUCCAAAAUGACGAAGCUGACACCAGCGGCAUGUACACCAUCGACGGGCGCACCUUGCAAGUGUCUAAAGCCGUCGAGAAAGAAACCGCUGUCAAGCUCACAGACGAUGGCACAAACUAUCGCACCGAGCGCGACAAAGACAAGCGCAAGCUUUACCUCCUCUCCGAAGGUACCGUCACGGCCGGCACACCUUUAUACGAAGCGCUCGCGCCCUCCGAGAUCAAAAUGCGCGAAGACUCCGCCAUGCAGCGCAAAAAGCUCAUCCAGAACAACCCAACCCUGCAUCUCUCCCUCACCCGUCUCUCCCUCCGCAACCUCCCCAAAAACAUCAACUCGAAAGACCUGAAAGCCCUCGCGCGUGAGGCCGUCGUCGGUUUCGCUACAGAUGUCAAAUCCGGUCUACGUGCUCAACUCUCCAAAGAAGAAGAAGCCCGUGGCGGUGACGAAAUGCGUGAAGCUGAGAAACAGCGCAAAGCAAAAGGAAAGGGUAUAGUCCGCCAAGCCAAGAUUGUAUUUGAAGGUCGCGAGGGGGCGAAAGUCUCAGAGGAGUCCGGCGCAGGUAAAUCUCGCGGGUACGGAUUCGUGGAGUAUAGUUCUCACCGCUGGGCUCUGAUGGGUUUACGGUGGUUGAACGGCCAUGCCGUAGAGAAUACAUCUACAGGCAAGAAACAGAGAUUGAUUGUUGAGUUUGCGAUUGAGAAUGCGCAGGUUGUUCAGCGAAGGAAAGAGAAAGAGGAGAAAGCUAGGCUGAGAUCUAAGGAAGUCAUGGAGUUGAGAGCGAAGGGCGAAGCUCCUGAGAAAGAGAAGAAGGUCCUCAAGAAGGACGAAGUCAUGAAGAAGACGCGCGUGGGCAUGAAAGGCAAGCUUGGACGUCCUGGUUUUGGCGGGAAGAAGGGCAAAAGAGGAGAGGAUGAUGGGAGGCCGCAGAAGAGUUUUGAUAAAGUGGAUGUCGGGGCCGCGAAGAGGAAGAGAGAUGAUGCGGAGGGGGCAGCGGGAAAGGGAAAGAAGGGGAAAGGCGAGCCGCAGGAGAAGAAGUUUAAGCCUGGGUUUCCGCCUGGUGAGGAGGGGAGGCUGCAGAGGAGGGAGCAGAUUAUUCAGAAGAAGAGGAUGAUGAGGAGGAAGAGAAAGGGUGGUGCUUGAGAGGUUUCUUUUGUUGUGGUGUGGUGGCUAUGUACCUAUGAGACUAGAAGAUACCAUUGCUGUAAUCUGAGCAGUUCAUUGACUUCUAUACUCCCGUCCAUACCUUCCAGCUAUUGGAGUGACUCCUUUCAUCCUUUAUCAUCCGACAUCAGCGAUUUCAUUCUAAGCCAUGCCAGAUUUCUCUCACUGCUGUCCAAUCACGCAGGAUCUCACUCUAAAUUGCACAAAUCUCACCUUGGAAGCAAUCUGCAAUAUACUACAACUACUCUCCUCACCCUCAAGCUAAUCACGCUCGUAUACUUACACCAGCCCAACGAACUCGAAACUACCUCCAUAAAAUACAUACAUCCCCGAAUAGGAAAUCAAAUUUCCAACCUCUAAAUUCCAACCUAACCUACAGACUCCAAAAUCCACCAAGAUACUUAAAUUAGGUUAAUC